UCCAGGGACUGCUGAGGUUUGAUCCCAGGACAAGUGCUCUGUGUCUGUAUGUAAGGAAAGCCUCAUGUCUGAGGAAGGGUGCAAGUUCUUCAGCCUCACAGAAACCCCUGAGGACUACACCAUUAUUGUGGAUGAAGAGGGCUUCCUAGCAGCAGCAGCAUGUUUGCAGAGGCUCGUGCUUGGACAUGCAGCUGAGCUUCCUUCCUCGGAACACUUGAGCGUGGCCGAUGCAACAUGGCUUGCCCUCAACGUGGUGUCUGGUGGAGGUGGUUUCUCCAGCUCCCAGCCCAUCGGAGUGACCAAAAUUGCCAAGUCAGUCAUAGCACCUCUAGCUGACCAAAACAUCUCAGUGUUUAUGCUCUCCACCUACCAGACGGACUUCAUCCUGGUGCGUGAGCGAGACCUGCCCUUCGUGAUGCACACGCUGGCUGCCGAGUUCACCAUCCUCAGAGUAGUGAAUGGGGAGACAGUGGCUGCCGAUGACUUUGGGGUAACAAAUGGAUUUGUCAAACCAAAACUAGUUCAGAGGCCUGUCAUUCAUCCUCUUUCCAGUCCAAGUAAUAUGUUCUGCGUCACCAGCCUGGAUCCAGAUACCCUUCCCACUGUUGCUACACUCCUAAUGGAUGUCAUGUUUUACUCCAAUGGAGUAAAAGACUCAGUGGUGGGCAACGAAGACUCGGGACACAUUCGCUUCUUCUCCUUUUCUCUCAUUGAGGGUUACAUCUCCCUGGUCAUGGAUGUCCAGACACAGCAGAGAUUUCCUAAUAAUUUGUUGUUUACAAGUGCAUCUGGUGAACUCUGGAAGAUGGUGCGGAUUGGUGGGCAGCCUCUUGGCUUUGAUGAAUGUGGAAUUGUCGCUCAGAUUUCUGAGCCUUUGGCCGCUGCUGACAUCCCAGCCUACUACAUCAGUACUUUUAAGUUUGAUCACGCCUUGGUACCUGAAGAAAAUAUAAAUGGUGUGGUCAAUGCACUCCAAGUCAGUCAAGCUGAAAAGCAUUAGAAAUCUUCUGAGCUGGUUCCAGAUGCUUUUUAUUAUUCUAAUAAUAAUAAUUACUAUUAUUAUUAUUAUUAUUCUUUUUUUCUCACAGUAUUUCUUGAAAAAUCUGAUUACAGAGAGUGACAUGAAAAGAGACUGUGGAAAGUUGAGCAGAAACAGCUCCAAUAAGCCUUUGUUUUAAUUAUUAUUAUUAUUAUAUUAUUAUUAUUAUUAUUAUAUUAUUGUUAUUGUUAUUUUAUUAAAUUUAUGAAUGAGGGGCAGGAGGAAAGGGAGUUCAUAUGGUUUUCUGAUGUUCAGCUCCGAGGUGAAGUGUACCCUGGCUGUGCUCUCAGUGUGGAAGGAGCUGCAGCCGAUGGCAGCACCGUGGGGAUGCUGCUGAGAGCAGUGGGAUGGGCCAAGAGCAGAUGGACACUGGCUCAGAGAGCCCUGAAAACCAGAACCAAAAUGAAAUGUGGAAUUUCGCAUUGUACUGGGUUGUCUCCCCGCAUCAGACUUCCUGAGGACUGUCCAUCUUGCCUGUGUUGAGAUAGGAUGCAAAGGGUUCUGUUUCCCCUGACAGAACAGUUUGGUUUUGGAAAAGGUGAAAAUACCCAGUGGUUUGACAUUUCCCCUUUUUCUUCCUCCCUGCAGUCAAAGCCUGGCUGCUCUGAAAAAGCCUGGGCAGGGGGAGCUCAGCUCUGGCCAGCUCCUGGCAGGUGGUGUCACCCAGACUUGUGUCUGCAUUGAAACUUGGCUGGUUUGGGUCAAUUUUUUCCAGUCACUCCCCCACUGCUGCCAUUCCCCUGCUCCAGGACAGCUGUUGUCCCUUAUCCCACAUCAGAGCCUUCCCCCAGCCCUUGUUCCCCAGGGCCAGCAAGAGGAGGAAGGCCUCUUUUCUCCUGUCCCCUCAGGCUUUUUCCCACCCAGUGUGCACACAUGGGGAAAUAAAGGAUUGCCCAGGGUCCCUGGGCAGCUGCUCUUGCACAUCCCAGGCCUCCUUGGCCACAGCAGCCUCCCCCUGCCAGGGCCCUGAGUCUCGUGGGGACCCUCCUGCAGUUUUUCAUCAGCUCCUGCAUCACACAGGUGGAAAUUGCUGCUGGCUGGGGAAAGUAGAAUGGUGCUGAAAAUACCUGCUAGCAGGUCAUGUCACAGGAAGAUGAUGAGGCUUUUCCCAUGGUGCAGCAAUAGUGUGUUUUCUUCUGGCUUUUACCAGAGCUGAGGGCCAGCAGGAGCCAGGCUGGUGGCACCGUGUCCAGGUGUGGAGAGCACAGCAGAGCCCAGGGCUGGCAGAGGAGUGUUACCCAAGAGUGGGUGCCAGCAGUCUGUCCCACGGGUGACCUUGCUUUUGUGAUUACCAGCCCCAAACAUAUCUUGCAUUUCUUAACUUCUUCCACUUCAGUCUUGACAUAAGGAAAUGGCAGAUCUUGCCAUUUUCCUGAGGGCUUUGCAGAGGGCUUCAGAGACAGCCUCUGGCAGGAUUUCCCUGAGGCUGUGCCAGCUGUGAGCCAGGGUUUUGCAUUAAUCUGGAGGCAGUAAGCAGGCACCUGGGAUUGUGCCAUGGGUGUGGUUUGCAUGUGUGGGACAUGCAAACACAGACACAGCUAAUUGAUUGCUUCUGCAUUCACAGUUGUGGUUUCUGAUGCUGCUGGAUUCAAACACUGAGUUUCAAAUCUAAUUUUACUGUUCCUUUACAUGGGUUUUUGGAAUUGUCCCAUGACAUGUUUAUAUUCACUCCAGAUUUCUGGACUAAAGGUUUGUUCUAGAAGUGGCACUGUGCAUCUCUGGAUGUUUGUUUGGAAAGAUGCUUUGGGACACAGGCACAGGCUGCACAGUGCAGUGUUUAAAGUGUUCAGAGAUGUUUGCUGUGGCUCUGCCCUGUGUUGUGGGCACUGAGCUGGAGUGGGAGCACUGGCAGUGGUGGCUUUUCACCCCAUAUUUUAUCAGUUACUCCUUGGGAAGGCAGAUUGGCAGCGUGGCUGCCAGGGAGGGCAGCCUUGAGUUGCCAGCCCAGGUUUGUGGUCAGCUGAGUUGAGCCUGAGUUCUGUCUGUGUGCAUGGAUGGUGCCACCAGGACAGAGUCAUCAGGACAGGGUCUUCCUUUUGCUCUGGGGUUUUGUCAACCUUUGGGAGAUGUCAGUUUUGAAGAUGCUGCUUCCAGAGGACUUCAAUGUGGAUAGGAAGGAAUUAACUCCAAACAAGCAACUUUACUGAGCCUUAAAUGAAAACAAAAAACCAUAGGUUUUAAUUUUCUAACAUUGCACUCAGGCUAUUUUAGAGGCUGAUUUUUGUAUCUUUUUUUUUCCCCUCCCCAAGGGAAUCAGCCUUAUAUUUGUGAAAUCUGUAGAAAGCUUUGUGGUAUUUUGAACCUUCCAAAGGAAAGUUGAUGUCCCAGCACGGGACAGUUGGCCUGAAGAAUUCACAGGAUGUAAAAUGCCAUUGAGGGCUUCUGAUGCUGCCAUCAUCCUUGACUUCACCUUUUAAUUUCCUUUUAUUGUUUUCUCCUGACAUCCAAGGAGAUUGUUUCAGACAACUUGAUGCUUUCCCUUUAGUAUUCCCUUCAUAUUUGUUCUGGUGGGAGCUGGGAUACUCCAAAUGUGGCCAGAAUUGGUGGAACCUUGUC
Molecule: messenger RNA, 3595 nt
Organism: Cyanistes caeruleus (blue tit)
Lineage: Eukaryota; Metazoa; Chordata; Aves; Passeriformes; Paridae
Source: RefSeq, a predicted model, not a curated record